AUGUUCGUGCUGCGUACUGCUCGGUUCGUCGGUUGCACGCGGUUGACCGACCCGAGAGCCCUUCCCGAUCAAUCGUGCUGUGGGUGUCUUACUAAUGCCCCGGAGCUCGCAGCCUUCAGUCUGUUGUCGGUGGUUGGAGUGCGAUGUUGGCCCUCUCUGGUCACUGGUGUUGACCCGCUGGUGUUCGGUUUUAAUGUUUUAUACAGUUUGCCUUCUGUGCCUCCCCCGUUGGCCGGAACCGGAAUUCCGUUUCCAGUCGGCACCACGUGGAGGUGGGGGUAG
This is a messenger RNA of Macrosiphum euphorbiae (potato aphid), 282 nucleotides long. NCBI's taxonomy places the organism in Eukaryota, Metazoa, Arthropoda, Insecta, Hemiptera, Aphididae. The record is from the annotation of a GenBank genome assembly.